UUUGAAACUCUGGCAUCCCUGAUUUCAAUUCUCUGUAAUUUUUACGCUCACUGUGGACACAUAAUCUAUUACAUUUUUCGUUAGUUUAAUAUCAAAACAAAUGAAGGGUAACAUAAAUUCCAGAGCCGAAGCCUCCUAUUCCCGUGGUGGGGGUUAUGAUGAUGAAUGGAGAGAUGCUACACCUGUGGUAGAUGACGAAGACACGUGUAGCGCGGAGGAAUUGGAAGGGCUGUUUCAAAUAAAAUGUAGAAUUGGCGGUGAAUCAGCGGUGUCAUUAGAAAAGGACUAUGUUCUUCAUUUAGCAGCUGAUAGCGGCUUUACACGUGUUGCAGCUGGCUUAUCGAGCUCUUUCGUACACAUCUUUGACAUUAACGCCGAACGAACCAUGCAGAUUUCUUCCUUGACUAGGAUACCAACACCACAAGAUAAUCAAAUUUUGAAUGUAUGCGGUGUACGCUUUUUAGAUGAUACGCCUAAUUGUCUGUUAGUUGGCGAAAGCGAAGGGAGUGUACAUCUGUUCGAUUUACGUACCCAAAGGGAAGUAGCACGCUUCGAGGAGGAUGUCGAAUGCACACAAGGUUUCACUAAUUUCCGUGGAGGAAAGAACUUGGGUGAUCGUAAGACCAUAAAUUGUUUCGAUAGCAACUCAAACGGCCGCAUAAUUUGCACGGGUACGGAACAGAGUAAAGGCGAGGUAUACUUAUUUUUUUAUGAUGUUCGAGAGCGUAAACACCUUGGUGGCUAUUUCGAGAGUCAUGAAGAUGAUAUCACUGCAUUACGUUUUCACGAUACAAAUCCUGAUCUUUUAUGCUCCGGAUCUAUUGAUGGCCUAAUCAACGUAUUCGACAUUAGAGAGGAGACUGAGGACGACGCUUUGACAACAACAUUUAAUACGGAAAGUAGUGUACAAAAACUAAAUUGGCAUAAGAAUAUUUAUGAACAAGAUGUAAUUUCUUGUAUAACACAUACGAAUGACUUUCAUGUGUACCUUGCAGAGGAAGGUGAUGUAGUAGCGACAUUCGAUCGAUGCCAAAUCACAGCAGCUGCUAAGAGGAGAAACGAGGCUAAUUGCAAUGUAGUUAAUGCGCAUAGCACCGCGAAUGGCGACUUGUUUCUUUUAGCUGGGACAAACCAUAUUAAAGGUGAAGUGUUGCGUACUCUUCGUUUCAAUAAAAGUUUAUUACCAAUGGCUGAUUUUAUUGGUAACAAACAAAUCGUCCGUUCGAGCAUAUUUGAAAAAAAGAGCGGAACUCUCGUGACCGGCGGAGAGUCUGGUUUUGUUACUCUCUGGACCGCGGACAGUACAAGCAAAGACGAUGGAUUAUUAGCCAGCUGUUCAAGUGAAUUAAAACAUAAAAGCAAGAAAUCGAAAAAGAAAACACCUUAUUAAUAGAAAAUAGACAAGUAAAUUCAAUUUAUUA
This is a messenger RNA of Zeugodacus cucurbitae (melon fly), 1421 nucleotides long. Its product is annotated as WD repeat-containing protein 89. Bases 101 to 1390 code for a protein of 429 amino acids. Lineage: Eukaryota; Metazoa; Arthropoda; Insecta; Diptera; Tephritidae. The record is from RefSeq and is a predicted model, not a curated record. Gene Ontology annotation, molecular function: protein binding. The transcript has 6 exons.